GUUGACUACACCAACAUCGCAACAACGGUGUUUACUCCUCUAGAGUAUGGCUGUGUUGGUUAUUCCGAGGAAGCCGCCAUUCAGAAGUUUGGAGAGGACGACAUCGAGGUGUACCACAGUCACUUCAUGCCCUUGGAGUGGACAGUUCCACACAGGCAGAAGAAUAUCUGUUACGCCAAAGUUAUCUGCAAAUUAUCUGACAAU
Molecule: messenger RNA, 204 nt
Organism: Candidula unifasciata
Lineage: Eukaryota; Metazoa; Mollusca; Gastropoda; Stylommatophora; Geomitridae
Source: the annotation of a GenBank genome assembly